This is a messenger RNA of Aptenodytes forsteri (emperor penguin), 1600 nucleotides long. RefSeq names its product melanocortin 4 receptor (gene MC4R). The record is from RefSeq and is a predicted model, not a curated record. The coding region runs from base 278 to 1273 and encodes 331 amino acids. The transcript has 2 exons. Gene Ontology annotation, molecular function: melanocyte-stimulating hormone receptor activity. NCBI's taxonomy places the organism in Eukaryota, Metazoa, Chordata, Aves, Sphenisciformes, Spheniscidae. Gene Ontology annotation, biological process: G protein-coupled receptor signaling pathway. Gene Ontology annotation, cellular component: membrane.
GAGACCGGUGCUUGCAGUUUGAAAUUAGUUUCUGCUCCGCAGCAGUCACUUGGGCGUUUUACGUUUGCCUCUGUUAAUGGAAGGGAACAAAAAAACCUUGCAGCAUACCAGUGAACUAAACGGGAACUGACCACAGGGGAGAAUCUGAUGCACGCUUACAGACUGUUGGGACUCUGUGGCAUAGAUCACCAAGCUGAAAAGCCAAAGAAGGUUUUCAAAGGAAUGCAAAAGGAACAGGAGUUUUAAAAGCAGGACGGUGAAAGGGGAUCUCCAUAACAUGAAUUUCACCCAGCACCGUGGGACACUCCAGCCUCUCCAUUUCUGGAACCACAGCUACGGACUGCAUGGAGGUGCCAGCGAGCCCAAUGCAAAGGGCCACUCCUCUGGAGGCUGCUACGAGCAACUCUUUGUAUCCCCUGAAGUGUUUGUGACUCUGGGCAUCAUCAGCUUGCUGGAGAACGUCUUGGUCAUUGUGGCGAUAGCCAAGAACAAGAACCUCCAUUCGCCCAUGUACUUCUUCAUCUGUAGCUUGGCAGUGGCUGACAUGCUAGUGAGUGUAUCUAAUGGAUCAGAAACUAUUGUCAUCACGCUGCUAAACAAUACAGACACAGACGCACAGAGCUUUACCAUAAACAUUGACAAUGUCAUUGACUCAGUGAUUUGCAGUUCCUUGCUUGCAUCAAUUUGCAGUCUCCUCUCAAUAGCAGUGGACAGGUACUUUACUAUCUUUUACGCCCUCCAGUACCAUAAUAUCAUGACGGUGAAGCGCGUAGGGGUCAUCAUCACAUGCAUCUGGGCUGCUUGCACAGUCUCAGGCAUUUUGUUCAUCAUUUACUCUGACAGCAGUGUUGUCAUCAUCUGCCUUAUUAGCAUGUUCUUCACUAUGCUCAUUCUCAUGGCAUCCCUCUAUGUCCACAUGUUCAUGAUGGCUCGGAUGCACAUCAAAAAGAUUGCUGUCCUUCCAGGGACUGGCCCUAUUCGCCAAGGGGCCAACAUGAAAGGGGCCAUCACUCUCACCAUCCUGAUUGGAGUUUUUGUUGUGUGCUGGGCUCCAUUUUUCCUGCACCUGAUUUUCUACAUCUCCUGCCCCUACAACCCUUACUGUGUGUGCUUCAUGUCCCACUUUAACUUCUACCUCAUCCUCAUCAUGUGCAAUUCCAUCAUCGAUCCACUCAUCUAUGCAUUCCGGAGUCAGGAGCUCAGAAAAACAUUCAAGGAGAUUAUAUGCUGCUGCAGCCUGAGAGGGCUUUGUGAUUUGCCUGGCAAAUAUUAAACCGAGUGGAUAUGUUACUGUACACAACAUGCAGCACAGACUUCCAAGCCUUCAGAUCCUCUUAGCAGAAUUUGGGUUAAAUCUUUAAGAGUGAGCACCUCUUUCUGUCUCCCCUCCUUCUCAUCCUUGUGUCCCAUUCACGUGUAAUUCAUAUUUCUGUAUAAUGUUUGUGAUAUCUACAGUUUGUAAUUUAUUUGGCUAGAAAGAGAAGUAGCACUUCAUACCAAUUUGUAAGUAAGCAAAUAAAUGUAAUGGUGAAUGUGAAAUACUAACAAACAUGAGCAGCUGUAUGUUCCAAGUGCUGACGAAAUAAAUAACUUGUCUGAC